AAAUACUGUUCUUUGAAUGUGCGUCCCUCAUUUGGAGGUUGUUGUCUCAUGCAAACCUGAAGAUAGUAUUGGCUGUACAAUGACCUCCCAUACAGGAAAAAAGAUCUUCAAAGGACUUCUGUUUCUAGAAGUUCUUGGAAUUUUGGGCGCAUAUGGGCUAUAUUACAGAAUGGAUACAAGUCAAGAUUUCAGGCAAAAAAUGAACAGGAGAUGUCCUUCUAUCCUGGAAGUUUAUUACAAAUGUAAUGAGUGGUCUGGGAUUUACGGGAUAAAGGAGAGAGAUCACGAGGCAUGGUUAAACAACAAAAAUUAAGCAUCUUGUGACUGAACUUCUUUUUUCGCUUGAUGAUGCUUUUCUCAUCUCUAUUGUGAAUCCAUUUGUCACGCUCUGCCUCCCACCUGAGCUGUUUGAAAUCUAACAGAGGAAGACAAAUAAGUGAAUGGGAUAACGACAUUCUCUGCACUGAGUUUUUAUAUGGAUGCAAAGAACACUAAGCCAGAGAUUCAAAAGACCACAAUAAAGCAGGAAUAAUUUCCUAACA
Varanus komodoensis (Komodo dragon) is the source of this 542-nucleotide messenger RNA. It is a transcript of the gene CEBPZOS, whose product is annotated as CEBPZ opposite strand. Bases 17 to 313 code for a protein of 98 amino acids. The record is from RefSeq and is a predicted model, not a curated record. NCBI's taxonomy places the organism in Eukaryota, Metazoa, Chordata, Lepidosauria, Squamata, Varanidae. The transcript is spliced from 5 exons.